CGCGGCGAGCGCGGCGGCCGGCGGCGAGCGACCCCGAAGCGCCGCGUCCCUUGCCCGCCCCGCCCCGCGCCUCCUCCGCGGCCGGCGGAGCGCGGCGGGCUGACCUCUGCGGAGGCAGCGGGGGCCCAGCAUCGGGCCGGGGCCGGGGGGGCGCCGGGGCCGGGGGGCGGCGCUCCGGCCCGGCCCGGCCCCGCCCGAUGUCCAUGAGCGCGAACACCAUGAUCUUCAUGAUUCUGGGGGCGUCGAUCGUGAUGGCCAUCGCGUGCUUGAUGGACAUGAACGCGCUGCUGGACCGAUUCCACAACUACAUCCUCCCGCACUUGCGGGGCGAGGACCGCGUCUGCCACUGCAACUGUGGUCGGCACCACGUCCACUACGUGAUCCCGUACGACGGGGACCAGUCGGUGGUGGACGCCUCCGAGAACUACUUCGUGACAGACAACGUCACCAAGCAGGAGAUCGACCUCAUGCUGGGGCUGCUGCUCGGCUUCUGCAUCAGCUGGUUCCUGGUGUGGAUGGAUGGCGUCCUGCACUGCGCGGUGCGCGCCUGGAGGGCCGGCCGGCGCUACGACGGCUCGUGGACCUGGCUGCCCAAGCUAUGCAGUCUGCGGGAGCUGGGCCGGCGGCCGCACAGGCCCUUCGAGGAGGCGGCCGGGAACAUGGUGCACGUGAAGCAGAAACUCUACCACAACGGCCACCCGAGCCCGCGGCACCUGUGAGCCAUGCGCAGGACUCGCGGGCCGCCGGCCACGCGCCCACGCACACGGGACUGGACGGCCGCCCCGGGCUAGGGCGCCCGCGGCCGCCGGGCGUGUCCAGCGGAAGGUGCUGUCUCUUCUUUUUAUAAAGGGGGUCGGGUGGGGCCGGGAGGGGCUGCGGGGGCCCCGGGGCUGCAGGCGGGGGCGAGGCACCCGGGUCCACCCGCUCGUCCCGCGUCCUGAGUGCCGCCUGCGCCGGGCCCGCGCCUGUGACUUAAAGCCGCCAGUUCCCUGUGCGCCCGUCUUCUCUGCGUGACCGCGGACCACUGGGCCGGCUCCGUCGGAGGGUAGUGAGGCCGGGAAAGGGGCCCCCGGCCACGCCCGUCUGCACACGGGAGCAUGUGCAUGGGCCGUGUGCGUCCGCGGGCCGCAGUGGGGGGGGGGGGGGCAGGGUGCAGGGGGUCCAGGGGAAGCCCUUGCCCAGCAGCAAUAAGGUCCCUGAGCCCUUCGGCGUGGCAAGUGUGGCCACCCUACCCAGGGCAUCCCCGGUCGGGCGCCUCACUGUG
This is a messenger RNA of Manis pentadactyla (Chinese pangolin), 1264 nucleotides long. It is a transcript of the gene TMEM240, whose product is annotated as transmembrane protein 240. The record is from RefSeq and is a predicted model, not a curated record. Lineage: Eukaryota; Metazoa; Chordata; Mammalia; Pholidota; Manidae. The transcript has 4 exons. Bases 198 to 719 code for a protein of 173 amino acids.